Oncorhynchus tshawytscha (Chinook salmon) is the source of this 1972-nucleotide messenger RNA. Its product is annotated as kinesin-associated protein 3-like. Gene Ontology annotation, molecular function: kinesin binding. The record is from RefSeq and is a predicted model, not a curated record. NCBI's taxonomy places the organism in Eukaryota, Metazoa, Chordata, Actinopteri, Salmoniformes, Salmonidae. Gene Ontology annotation, biological process: cilium organization; microtubule-based movement. Gene Ontology annotation, cellular component: kinesin II complex; ciliary transition zone; axoneme.
UCUGGGAAAGAUAGUUCAUUCUAAUAUCGCUGCCACUUGAGGUCAACAGUUUCCUGGUCAGUGAUUUUCGCUGUGAUUCUAUUUAAAAAAGGCAUCUUUUGGUUUCAUAUAAAGAGCAUAAGAUGCAGUCGGAGGAUGCACGCUAUCUGAAACGGAAAGUGAAGGGUGGUAGCCUGGACGUGCACCCUACAGAGAAAGCCCUGGUUGUUCAGUAUGAGGUGGAGGCGACCAUCCUUGGAGAGACCGGAGACGAGAUGCUGGGAGACCGCAAGAAGUGUCAGAAGAUUAUUCGUCUGAAGAGCCUGAAUACGAACACAGACGUUGCAGCCCUGGCCCGUAAGGUGGUUGAGGAGUGUAAACUCAUCCAUCCCUCCAAGCUGUCAGAGGUGGAGCAGCUGCUCUUCUAUCUACAGAACCGCAAGAAGGCCAGCGGGAAAGCAGAGAAGAGAGUGGUGAAACCUAGAGACCUAACUCCAUUUGAAGGAAUGGAGAUAGAUGAGGAGGCUAACAUCAACAAGGUGGAAGAGUAUGUAGAGCUGCUGUAUGAAGGUAUGGAGGAGAAGGUGAAAGGGGCUACACUCAUCCUACACCUGGCCAGGAACCCUGUCAACCUGGAGGAACUACUAGAGAAUGAAACGGCUCUAGGAGCCCUGGCCAGAGUGCUGCGGGAGGACUGGAAGCAGAGUGUUGAGCUUGCCACCACCAUCAUCUAUGUUUUCUUCUGCUUCUCCAGUUUCUCCCAGUUCCAUGGGCUGGUGACCCACUAUAAAAUCGGAGCUCUGUGUAUGAAUGUCAUGGAACACGAACUGAAGAGAUACGACCUCUGGCAGGACGAACUGCAGAAGAAGACCAGGACAUGUGAAGACGACCCUGACAACCAGGCCUUGAGGAAGGAACAUGAGAAGGCCUUUAAGAAGUACCAGGGACUACUGGUGAAACAGGAGCAGCUGCUGAGAGUUGCUCUGUACCUGUUGUUGAACCUGGCUGAGGACACCAGGACAGAGCUGAAGAUGAGAAACAAGAACAUCGUCCACAUGCUGGUGAAGACCCUGGACCGGGAGAACGAGGAACUACUGGUGCUGGUGGUGUCCUUCCUCAAGAAACUCAGCAUCUUCCUGGAGAACAAGAACGAUAUGGCGGAGGUGGACACCGUAGAGCGUUUGUCUCGUUUAGUCCCGUGUGAACAUGAAGACCUGCUGAACAUCACGCUGCGUCUCCUCCUCAACCUCUCCUUUGACACCGGGCUACGCAUCAAGAUGGUGCAGGUCGGCUUGCUGCCCAAACUCACCUCCCUGCUGGGUGACGAGAACCACAAGCAGAUGGCCAUGUGUAUCCUGUACCACAUCAGUGUUGAUGACAGGUUCAAGUCCAUGUUCGCCUACACCGACUGCAUCCCACAGUUGAUGAAGAUGUUGUUUGAGCACGGUGAGGAGAGGAUCGAUGCUGAGCUCAUCUCCUUCUGUAUCAACCUGGCAGCUAACAAGAAGAACGCUCAGCUCAUCUGUGAAGGUAAUGGUCUGAAGAUGUUGAUGAAGAGAGCUCUGAAGCUGAAGGAUCCUUUACUUAUGAAGAUGAUACGAAACAUCUCUCAACACGACGGACCACCCAAACACCUCUUCAUCGACUAUGUAGGAGACCUGGCAGCCCAGAUCACUCCUGAUGAAAAUGAAGAGUAUGUGAUCGAGUGUCUGGGGACCCUGGCUAACCUCACUAUCGCUGAUCUGGACUGGGAACUGGUGUUGAAGGAGUACAACCUGGUACCUUACUUUAAAGAUAGGCUCAAACCAGGCUCUGCAGAGGAUGACCUGAUACUAGAGGUGGUGAUCAUGAUCGGGACGGUGUCCAUGGACGACAGCUGUGCCGCCAUGUUGGCCAAGUCUGGCAUCAUCCCUGCUAUCAUAGAACUACUCAACGCCCAACAGGAGGACGAUGAGUUUGUGUGUCAGAUCGUCUAUGUGUUUUACCAGAUGGU